Molecule: messenger RNA, 1956 nt
Organism: Astrephomene gubernaculifera
Lineage: Eukaryota; Viridiplantae; Chlorophyta; Chlorophyceae; Chlamydomonadales; Astrephomenaceae
Source: the annotation of a GenBank genome assembly
UAAGCAAGGCAUCGGAGCGAAGAUACGGCAGUCGCGCCAAUGGCCCCAGGUUUUGCGUCACGCUAAACCACUUCUUACGCAAUAUUUCUACCUUACAAGUCCUUACUGUUCUUGAUAGCGAUACUUGCACAGCCGGACCCCUACUGAAACACUUACAAACGAAUGGUGCUUUCGACUCUGCAGCGCCGCGCGGGGGCCGCGGCUGUCGCUCAAAGGGCCAAGCCCUCUCCUGCGCGCGUGGUUCGCCGAGUUGGGCGCGCUGUGGCUACCCCAGUUCUGGCAGCGGCGUUUACACCGCCAACUGUGUCAGAGACAAAGGCGAAGUUUAUUCAGGGCUACAACAAGCCGAUUGCCAGCAUUUACAAUACCGUCCUCCAGGAGCUGCUGGUGCAGCAGCAUUUUAUGCGUUACAGCAAGAACUAUUGUUACAACGAGGUAUACGCGCUCGGAUUUGUGAGCGUGUAUGAGCAGAUCUUGGAGAGUCUGCCGGAGUCUGAGCGCUCGGCUAUUUUCUCAGCCUACGUUACAGCACUAGGCGAGGAUCCCGUGGCAUACAAGCGCGAUGCAGCUGCUAUGGAGCAGGCUGCCAGCAGCAUGGCAGGCCCGGAUGCGCUCGUACCAGACGCUGAGGGCAACGCCGUGCAGAAAGCCCUGGCCUCCAUCUCCUCCGCCUCCUCCUCUGGCUCCUUUUCCUACAACAAGUUUGUGGCCAUCGGGCUGUUCCGGCUGCUGGAGCUGACGGGCGCCAAGGAGCCGGCGGCGCUAGAGCGGCUGGUGCGGGCGGUGGGUGUGAAGCCGGAGGCGGUCAACCGGGACCUGCUGCUGUACAAGGGUGUGUUGUCCAAGCUGUCCGCUGCCAAGGAGAUGAUGCGGGAGUUCGUGGAGCGAGAGCGCCGCAAGCAGGCGGAGCGGGAGGCGGGCAAGGGGGCGAGCAAGGAGGGCGCCUCGCCCGAGCCAGCGGUGCAGCAGCAGCAGGCGUGAGGAGGGGCGCGGGCGGGGGCUGCUGGGGAGGGCGGAGUUGGGUGCUGGGAAGAGAGAGGAUGGGAUGCUUCCUGGUAGGAGGCGCGCGGCUGCGUGCAGACCUAGGCCUAGGAGGGGUGGAGAUGUUCUAGAAGGGAGGAAGAAUGCAAGGGUUGAGAGCUGCGAGGGCUACGGAGGGUCGCUUUGCACCAUGCUUUCGUGCAUGAAGCUUGGCGUAUGGCCUUCAGGGUAAGAGGAGAGGCCCUGGAGACUGCACGCUAACAUAGGAGCAGGAUUGCCUCAAGUAAGCAGGAUACGCCGUUGCGCUGCCCUUGUUGGGCGGAAAGGGAAGCCUUGCAGCGUUGUGGAGGGGUGGUGGCGGCGCCGACUGUUGCAGAGGAGUGUAGGAGAGCUGCAUGCACCUUGGAUGGAAAGUCGUCGGGGCGACACCCCCUACGCGUCGUACUGAUCUAGUCCGAACAGGGUCUGCGGUCUUUCGUUCCUUUGGGACGUGCCGACUUUGGGGGCUCCUGGAAACCGCGUUCCCUCGAGAACGCUCGAGAAACCAUUUAGUGAUGUGUCAAUGCAUGGACGCGUCUUAUGUAUUGUUGUACUUUUACCUUGUUCGCUACAGUAGACGUGCACCCAAAGCGGUACACAAGGCAGCGUUUCCACCCUUACUGACCGCUAUCUGUAUCGUUUGGGUGGCCGCUGUGACGCGUGUGAGCCUGAUCAUUUGAGGGGCCUAAAGCAGGUGUUGGGAAGAUCUGGUCGAAACGUGGUUAGGGUUGCCCAGCUUCGGACUUUUGCCCGGCGAGAAAGGGGAGAAGCGUCGAAGAAUGUGUGAGAGGGCGACCUGUAGGCGAAGCGUGCCGUGCGUUGACAGUUGUGAGUGGCACAGAGGUUGAAACAAGCAAUAGAAGAGAAGAGAGACGAAGCUUUUGUACCCUACAAAUUAUUUGCCGUUGCUAGCAUGUCGGAACCUAGAAUUCGGAC